Calidris pugnax (ruff) is the source of this 2759-nucleotide messenger RNA. RefSeq names its product apoptosis antagonizing transcription factor (gene AATF). Gene Ontology annotation, biological process: regulation of transcription by RNA polymerase II. Lineage: Eukaryota; Metazoa; Chordata; Aves; Charadriiformes; Scolopacidae. The record is from RefSeq and is a predicted model, not a curated record. Gene Ontology annotation, cellular component: nucleus; nucleolus. The transcript has 13 exons. Bases 1 to 1689 code for a protein of 562 amino acids.
AUGGCUGUGGGGAACCCCCGGCCCAGCUUGCGCGACCCCGAGGACGACGCGGAGGAAGCUACAGUUGCUAAAGUGAUCGACAAAUUUGAGGAUGAAACUGAAGAUGACAUCUUGCCUGUUGGUGAUAUACGAAAAAAAGCUUCAGCCUCUCUCUUGGAAGCUGAUAAAAGGUACAGUGGAAAAGCUACAUCUCGCAAAGCUCUGCAAGAAGAACUCUGGGGAGAUGCUCUGUCUGAAGAAGGGUCUGCUGAAGAAGGAUUAGAUGAAUGGUACAGUGGUGGUGAAGACUCAGAAGAGAAUGGCAGCAUAGGCAGUAAACCAAAGGAGACGCCCAGCAGUGCUGGCAGUGACCAGGAGGAUGACUUGGAUGAGGAUGAAGAGACAGACCCAUCUGUCAAUGCCAAGGCACCAAAGUUCAGUUUCCAGAAUAUCACAGACUUUGAGAAAUUUACAGAGGGGAUGGAUGACGUUGGAAGCAGCGAGGGGGAAGAUGAAGAUGAUGCCAGCAUGGAGGAAGGCAGUGAUGAGGAGGAAGGCAGUGACGAGGAAGAAGGAAGUGAAGAGGAAUAUGGGAGUGAAAACCACAACCAUAUAAAGGAAACCAAAGACAUUGAAGAUGAUGGGGGGAUGAUGACCUUCUCAAAAGGACAAGACACUGAAGAAGUAGAAAAAGGCAAAGCUGUGAAGAACCAGCUAGCACUGUGGGAUCAACUCUUGGAAGGGAGAAUCAAGAUGCAGAAGGCGCUCCUGACUGCCAACCGGCUUCCGCAGCCAGAUACCUACCCGAUCUUCAGAAAGGAAGGUGGACAAGAAUUUGACAACGCUGUCCAGAACUGUUGUAAAGCCCUGGAGGCAUUGCUGAAAGUAUUAGUGGAACUUCAGGAUGAGCUGCUUUAUCAAUACCCAGGCACGAGGCAUCUGGUAGAUGGAAAACAAUCAAAAGCUGAGAGUGACGAAGAAAUCCCUAGCAGUAGUGAUGAAGAGCAAGUGGAUAAGGCUCAGGAGAAGAGGAGGAGCCUCCCCAAACGAAAGCUACAGAUGGAGGACUACCCGGAGUUCAUCGCCAAGCGAUACGCGGACUUCAGGACCUACCGGAACAACGUCCUGCAGAAGUGGCAUGAGAAGACAAAGCUGGCGUCUGGCAAAAUGGGAAAGGGUUUCGGUGCCUUUGAGCGUUCAAUCUUGACUCAGAUUGAUCAUAUUCUGAUGGACAAAGAGAGAUUACUACGGCGGACACAGACCAAGCGAUCAGUGUAUACGGUGCUGGGGAAGCAGGAACAGGAACCUCAUCCGGCCCCUGAAUCUUUGCCCGAAAAUUCGGAGGUCCUCCCGCAGGCAGAUUCCAACAGGCACCUGAAGGACAUAGAUGAGGAGAUAUUCGAUGAUGAUGACUUUUAUCACCAGCUCCUUCGAGAACUUAUAGAACGUAAAACCACUUCAUUGGACCCCAACGACCAGGUAGCGAUGGGCAGGCAAUGGCUGGCCAUCCAGAAGUUACGAAGCAAAAUAAAGAAGAAAGUGGACAGAAAAGCCAGUAAAGGAAGGAGAAUCCGGUACCACGUCCAUAGCAAGCUGGUGAGCUUCAUGGCACCUAUUGACCACUGUACAAUGAAUGAUGAUGCCAGGACGGAGCUGUAUCGGUCGCUGUUUGGAAAAAUCACGGGUCCCGAAGAGCCCGAGCGGAAUUAGCCUCGUGCCCCGGCGCCGGGAUCGACCGCACCGACAGGUUCUGCUCCACGCCGGGGGGGUCCCGGGGGUCCCUCCCGCUCUCUGGGACAUCUCCUGCUCCCACCUGGUCACCUAAACCUGCCCGGGAGCACCCAGAGCUGGUUUGUCCCUAAAAACCUCACUGAAGGACCAUCAAAUCCGGUGACUGCUCCAUCCCACAGGCUUGGAAAGAAGAGUUGGGGGGGGCAUAUUUCUCUUGGCUGAACGCCCUCCCCUCCAGCCCUAGAACAAACUCUGCUUCCUCCCAAAGACAAUCCAUUUUUAACUAUUCUCUUUAAAUUCCUGACCUUGAUUUUGCAAUCUGCUGUGCGUGGGGAGGGGAGGAACGGGUGGUUCAGGCCGUCAGGGACCACCAGCUCCCCCCCCCCUUGCAAUCAGGUCACCCACGUUUGUAUUAACUCCUUGGGGAUUUUUAUUUGGGGGGCUGGGGGGGUGUGUGUUUAAGCGCGCUGUUCUGGUCGUUGGCUGCGUAUCUGGAAUGUGUGACUUUUAUUUUGCACCGAGUCAAGAGGAUUUAAAUGUCAUUUGCAUAAUUAACAUGGCCUUAAAACAGAGGAAAGGUGCUCUCCCUCGCCUGGCAGCCAGAGCUCCCCGUUCAGAGGGGGAUGAGCUCAAUACGGGGGAUAUUUCUGCAAUUAGAUCAUAUUGGUGAAUUUUUCAGCCCGGUAUUGAUCCCGAACACUCAAUUAUUUCUGCUGCUGGUGACUCUGAGCCGUCCUCUCCUCACCAUCACCCUGACACUGGGGAAAGAUGCCAGCAGGAAUGGAAACCCGGCCGGAGGAGAUGACUCACUCCGGGGGUUUUGUGGGGUUUUUAUAUCCAAAGGUCAGGAGCCGGAAAUUAAAUCCCUGUAAAGGGAAUGUGCCAUCCUGCUGGGAUCAAUCCGAAAUGGGGGUUAUCUUGUGGAAAUAAUAUGUGCAUAUAUGUGUGUGUGUGUGUGUGUGUAAGGUGGCCAGUGCUUGGGACCACGUGAGCUGCACUGUCUUUGGUUUGUGGUUAACGCGCUCUAAUUAAAACGCUUCGUAAACUGA